Molecule: messenger RNA, 2858 nt
Organism: Pocillopora verrucosa
Lineage: Eukaryota; Metazoa; Cnidaria; Anthozoa; Scleractinia; Pocilloporidae
Product: zinc transporter ZIP13-like
Biological process (GO): zinc ion transmembrane transport; intracellular zinc ion homeostasis
Cellular component (GO): membrane
Molecular function (GO): zinc ion transmembrane transporter activity
Source: RefSeq, a predicted model, not a curated record
AUCGCGUACAUCAAGUCUUUGGGAAGGCCGGAAAACGUCGUGCGGGGUUAGAUGCUCUCACAAAUCGCUUGAUUCAUGGCGAAAUUUUUACGGCUAUCCAUUGUCUUCCUUCUAUGGCUCUCAGUUUUCGUUUCAGAGACUGCUAUGGUGAAAAUUCAUCGUGCUGUGCCGCGAAAUGCCAAGCAAACACGCGCAGAUUCAGACUUGAGUUGGUUUGGUUUUGAACCCUGUAAAUUUCUGCCUGACUUGUCGAAGAUGUUCGUGAAGAAAGAAGCGUGGUUAUACUCGAUUCCGGCCACAAUUCUCGUUGGAAUGUGCGGUAUAUUUCCUCUUCUUGUGAUUCCUGUGGAAGCUGGACAGGCUUUGCGAGAAGGCGUCACAGCGGAUCAUCUGAAGUUGCUUUUAAGUUUUGCUGUCGGUGGUUUAUUAGGAGAUGUUUUUCUUCAUCUGUUGCCAGAGGCUUGGGCUCAUGUUCAUGAAGGAGAUCCACAUACCAACCAUUUCUAUAUUGGCUUUUGGGUGCUGGCUGGAAUGUUUGGAUUUUUAACUUUAGAAAAAAUAUUUGCUGAAGAAAAUGAAGAUGAAAAAAGUCUCAAGGAGAAGGACAAAAGUGAAGGAAAGGAUGUCACAAAUGGUGCCAUUUCCAAUGGAUGUGCUCAUCAUGAAAACUCAGCUAAGAAGAAAGAUGUAUGCAAUGGAGAACUUCAUAAUGGGACAGUUUCAAAUGGAGACAUUAAAAAGUCAGACACACAUCUAAGGCAAAGAAAUAGAGAUACUUCAAGCGAUAGUAACACACCAAAAGAAACAGUUCAAGAAACAGCUCUUCAAGAAACACAAGACACAAAGGAAGAAAAUGUUAAAGUUAUUGGAUAUCUUAACUUGUUAGCUAACUCAAUUGAUAAUUUUACACAUGGCCUUGCUGUUGCUGGGAGUUUUGUUGUCAGUACAAAGGUUGGAUUGUGUACAACAUGUGCAAUUCUUUUGCAUGAAGUACCACAUGAAGUUGGUGACUUUGCUAUCCUUUUAAAAUCUGGGUUCAGAAGAUGGGAUGCAGCAGUAGGACAAAUGGUUACAGCAUCAGCUGGACUUGCUGGUUGUAUUUUUGGACUAAUAGCUGAUCAUGCAGGAGAUUCAACGGCCUGGGUUCUUCCUUUCACCUCAGGAGGCUUUAUCUAUAUUGCCUUGGUAACCAUUGUUCCAGAUCUUUUAAAGGAAACAAGACCAAAGGAGUCAAUCAAACAGACUAUCAUGAUGAUUGCUGGAAUCUCUUGCAUGGGGCUUGUCUCACUGAUUCACUAGACUAAACUUUUCACCAACUGUAGGAAUUUUUUACCAGUAGCACAUUCACACACAUGGAAACGUUUGCGUUUAUAUUUGUAGUAUAGGACAAGUAAUUAUUGAUAAUUGAGUUUAAAGAAAAAAAAAACUCCUUAAAAGUUAUUUUCGCUCAACUGUAAAAGCAAUGUUCACUCUUAAUUCUAGAAUUCGGAGACAUAAUGUACAGCAGUAAUAAAUGAAUAAAUAUAAUUAUUUUAAUGUAAUUACCUUUAUAUGUAACGUAAAAUUGCUAUUUAUUAACAAGACAAAGGCAAUGCUAGAGUUGCAGUAAGAAUUGAUGGUUAUGAAACAGAGCCUAAAAUAAAUGACUGUGCUUUUGUAGUUCAAAAAAUUUGCAAGCAAUAGAAUUAGGACAGGGUAGUUGACAGUGUCUGAUGUGGUUUUAAAAUGAGUACCGGUUAGUAACAAAAUUUUGGCCUUUGUUAUAUUUAACCACAUACAUGUAAAAUGGUCGAACAUGAGACAAUAGUCCAACUGGUUUAUAUUAUCCAACCAGUUUAAUUGGUCAAAUGGAAUAUUAGUAGCACUUUGUAAUGGAUUUGAUUUGAAGUGCUCGUUAAACCUUCAGCGAUUUCUUUUAAAUUAGUAUAUGACCAGUAUGGGCCAGCUUGUGCUUUAUGGGAAAAUAUAACAAAAACCCUCAAGGCACAAGGACUGGCAAUACACAGCUAAGCAUGGGGUCAUGUAUUAUGUGAAGAUGGAAAAAAAAUGCAAAAAGGAAAGGGAAAGAGCAGUGGUCAUAGUUAUGCUAAAAUGCUUUUAAGUUGAGUCAAAGGGGAAAACAUGCGGGUUUUAGUUAUCAGGUAUGGACCUCAAGCCAAAUUUUUUUCCUGUUUUUUGGGGGUUUGGUUUAUUUUCCUGCCCUCCCAGUCUCCCACUCUGUCACUAAGUACAGAGAGUUGAAUAUGAGAAAUUAGAAUUUAAAAAAUAGAGUAUUAGGGGUGUGCCUAUGCAAAUCCUUUGAUCAGGGUCUACUAGGGUUCUCAAGUCAAUGAAAUUUUUUAUUUUUUCUUUACAGUAAGGUAGUAAAUCUGAGAAAAAUGUGGCAACCUUAGUCAUGUAGGUUUACCACUGUUAUUUUCACUUAACUAAUUGUCAUGAUAUAUUUUCCACAGAACAUUGUUACUGAGAAUAUUUUGAAAUCAUGGUAUAAUAGCAAUAUUUUUUGAAUAGAUUCUGUAUAAUCUGACAUAAGAUCUCAAUCAUUGGGGAAUUUAAUUUUUAAUUGUAGCAGAUAAAGUAACUCAUUAAGUUAAAAAAGAAGAAGGAGUUCUAACCGUAUUUUGACAUAAGUUAUUGCACUUUAUUUUACAAAAUGUGAAUGAGAAACAGAAGGGUAGCCACAAUCUGGGUCAAAACAGUUGACACAUUGCUAUGAAGAGCCGGAUAUUUUGGAAUUGGAUACACAUUUCAUCCGUUUUACUGAACACUUUCUAACCCUCUCUCCCAUGUACUGGAUAGUGGUUCACUUUGUUUUUUGUGAAUAUACAAAAUUGAAUAAAUACAAUACAAUAUUGAAA